Messenger RNA from Ostreococcus tauri, 543 nucleotides. Lineage: Eukaryota; Viridiplantae; Chlorophyta; Mamiellophyceae; Mamiellales; Bathycoccaceae. The record is from the annotation of a RefSeq genome assembly.
AUGAUUUUACAAAAUAAAACUUUGAUUAUCUCAGCCACACUGGCAUUUUUUGUGUGUAGUUCAAAAAACAUUAUUAUUUAUAAUGAAGAAAUCUUAGUUGCUCUGAGUUUUUUAUGUUUUGUUCUGUUUAGUUUUCACACAUUUCAAGACACCGUGAAAGAAACUUUUGCGCAGAGAAGAACACUAAUUCUUCAAGAAUUAGAAUACAUGCUCGUGGCAAAAGAAACAGCCGUUCAAAAACUUCAACAAACAUAUCAACACAGUGUUCAAUUGCUUGAAAGUAUUGAGGCAUUGAAAACAGCAGCUGUACAAGAACUUGAACGAGCUCAACACGCACGACUAACUGCUUUUGAAGCAAGUAUUCAGAAAAAAUGUGUACAAAAAGUGCAACAGAUUCUUCAGGUAGAGAAACAAUUGCAACAUACACUGCAUCAAAAUAUUCGAGACAAUUUCACGCAAAGUGUUUUAAAGUAUUUUCAAAAAAAUCGAGAGACGUUAAUCCCACAACUUUUUGAUCAAGCUUGUACACAACUUAAAAAAUAA